AUGUGGCAGAGUUUGAAACAGAGAACUGGCUCGGAGGAGGCAGUGGUGCGUUUCCUGCGUGGUGCGAGCAGGAGGUCGUCGCGGACGGAGGUGUCGCCGGCUGGGUUUUGCACUGGGAGAUCACAGGAGGUGGUCGCCGACGGAGGUCUCGACCGGCUGGGUUUUGCGCUGGGAGAUCACAGGAGGAGCGUUCCUGAGGGCGAGAGGAUGGCGAUGGUCCGCCGGCGGAGGGGGGACCAGGGCAGAACGGGUCCAGAGGAUCCGCACAGCUCCACUGUAGCCCUAAAAGGGAAAUCGCCGACUCCACGCCUGGCUUCCCCGCAAUCGCGCGCUCACCUCGUCGCAGUCGCUCCACCAAAUCAGCGGAGCACCUCACUAGUGACUCGAGCCCAGAUCAAGCCUUGCACCCUGCAGUUAGAUCCGCGGAGAACUUUUGGCUUGGGUGGGAAGAACCGUCGGUGCGGAAGCCAGGGCGAGGAUUACCGGCGGAUGUGCAAGGAAACGAGAGGCAGGGGUUGGAGUUUAGAGCGGAAGAUGGCAUUCGUCGAUGUGGUGUUGGGGCUGUGCGGGUUCGGCCUGGGGUUGUCGACGGGAAUUGUCAUUGGAUAUUGCUUCUUCAUCUACUUCCAGCACUCUAAUGUCAAGAUCCCCAUCCGAGGUCGCACUAUGACCGGCAAAAGGACGGUCGCCCCAUUUCUCUUGCUGCUAAUCGUGUCCUGUUUCCUCCAGAUUUGGGUGUCGGAUUCGCUGUUCUACAAGUCCUUUGACGAGUCGUUUGAGGGGCGGUGGAUCGUUUCCGACAAGGCGGACUACCAAGAUGAGUCUGUGGACAAUGUCCACAGAUCUAGAAAUGACGAACAAGAAGCAUGAGGGAUUAGGGAAUUAUUAUCACAAUUAAUGUUAUGCUAGUCAACUGCGUUACUUUAGAUUACUUGUAUGGAUGCUAAGUUUUUUUUAGAUAUUCUUCAGGAAAGUAACUAGAUUGGUGAAUGAGGAUCUGCCCUGUCCUGCAAUGAACAUAAUCUGUAAAUCUUCCUGUAACAAAUAUUAGAUAUUAUCUAAAUUUGACAUUUACGUGUGGCAACUUAACAGAAUAUGCGGGAAUAGUUUUUUUGAGCAGAUGAAUAUACUUGGCUUUAGCAUAAAGUCAAAAAGAUUGAUGUGGCAAAGAUAGAAAUAUUAAGAUGGAUGCAUGGAGUUACUAGAAGGAAGAAAGUAGACAAUAUUUGUAUUUUAGAGCAAUUAUCCAUAGCUUCAAUGCUAAUAAAAUUUGAGAGAGAAUAAAUUGAGAUGAUAUGGACACACUUAAAGAUUACUAAUAAGUUCUAUGCUUAGUAGAGUUGAAUUGUUAGUGUAAGAUAUCAUAGGUCGAGAGAGAUAAAGAUUACUAGUGAUAUUGCCUACCAUAGAGUUAAAUUGAGAAAUAAGAUUACCAUUCAUCUUUGCACAGUUCAACCUCUCUAAUGAGCAUACUUAACCAAAAUAAUUUUACUUAUUUCCCUCUAUGCCUGAAAUUUCUAUUUUUAGAAAUUUAUUUAUAUCCAUGCUUUGAUCCCAAUCAUUAGAAAUGAUUUCAAUCUGUUAAAACCAAAUAUAACAGAAAAAAAUUACUAGCCCACCUAUGAUUUGAUUUCAUUUUGAAUCUAUUUACAUUAUAUCAUAGGUUGUCUAUGCACAUUUAUCCUAAUAAAUAGGGAAUUCCUUAAAGAUGCCACCCUCUCACCAGCAAAAUAUUAAUCUUUAUAAAAUAAGGUUAGCAAUUUUUUUCUAUCAGUUGUAGGAUUCUUAUAAAGCAAUAUGUUCUUAUAUAUUGUUCAUUAUAAUAUGGGAAUGAUCAUUCCACCAAGAGAGAGAAUGGAAAAAAGACCUACUCCAUUUAAUCAAAACAUGUCAAAAAACUAAGAAAAAUUUUUUAAAAAAAGAAGUAUUACUCAAUAUUAUAUAUAAACUGUGUUUCAUGACAUGAGUAUAUAUUGCAUUUUUGUCUCUAAUGUGCUUUCAGAAUAGAAUUUUGUAUUAUAUACAGUAUUGGAUAAACUUGAAUUGGUUUGGACCUUUUGAUGUGAUUAUCAAUUCAAUUUUAA
This is a messenger RNA of Zingiber officinale, 2084 nucleotides long. RefSeq lists its product as uncharacterized. The record is from RefSeq and is a predicted model, not a curated record. The transcript is spliced from 7 exons. The coding region runs from base 1 to 870 and encodes 289 amino acids. Lineage: Eukaryota; Viridiplantae; Streptophyta; Magnoliopsida; Zingiberales; Zingiberaceae.